GCGUAAAACUUUAUUGCAGCAUCGACGGUAGACAUUGCGACAUGGGAGCCUUUCUUUCGAGACAACGUGAAGUAGAUGAACUUAGAAAGGACGUUUUCAAGAAAUUUGAUGGCCAGAAGAUUCUGUUGAUCGGAACGCUCGGUAGUGGAAAGUCAUCUUUGGUUAACAGUAUAAACUACGUCUUGAAUUUGGAAAAUCCAAAUGCUCAUUAUCAUGAAGUCGCAGAAUUGAGCGAUUCAGAAGCCUAUCAUGGAACGCCGGUCUAUCGUAUGUACACACCUGAAAAAGAUCUCUAUCAUGAGGUCAAAGACCAAAAUUUGUUGGAAGACGUUUCAAGCGCUCCUACACUCUUUGACAUUUCUGGAGUCGAUGAACAACUACUAGAUGGCGACCAGUUGGAUCUAAAGAAGUUUCUACUCUGUGUUUUCCAAGGCAAAGUAGAAGAAUUCACUGAUAUAAUAAAAAUAUUUAACACUCCAGAAGAAUUAGAGAAGGUAGCGAUUCAAGAAGCUGCGGAUGAUAGGCGUCCAUGGUCAGUGGUCUGCGUAGUUUCUCUCGCUGCCGUUUUUCCUACAAAGUUUUAUGAAAACGUCGCUAAAGCUUUACGGGAAACGAAGGCCAAUCAAGGAGGAAUAAAUGUCUUUGUGGUUUUGACUAAAGGUGACACGCUGAACUUGGCAGAGAAGAAACAAAAAGUACAAUCGUAUUCAGAAAGGUGCAAAACUACUCUAAACAUGUCCGAGGGGCGAAUAUUCGAAGUCACAAACUACACGUCUAAGCAAUGGGGAAAAGGCAAUCAAAGGAUGGACAAGGAUACAGAAAAGGAAAGGAAGAUUUUAUUUUUUCUAAAUCGCAUCUUUCUCUCUUGUUACAAGCCUCGCUGGACCUAAUAAUGACAGAAAUGUAACCAAAGACAAUGAAUGUCCAAAUACGUUGCAAGUGUUGUGUAGUAAGUAGCUUUUAGCGUGAUGUCGUUUGGUUGAUGUGAUGUUGCUUGGUGGAUUCAUUUCACGUAUGAGUACGUACGACGUGAAUUGUUGGCUGAUGACUAUAGUCGUUUAGAGAAAUUUUGUUGGUAAGACAGUCGCUGAUAGAACAACACUUUCUCUGCAAAAUCUAAUUGUGUAAACGUGAGGAUUUUAAGCAAACAUUCGAC
Molecule: messenger RNA, 1156 nt
Organism: Corticium candelabrum
Lineage: Eukaryota; Metazoa; Porifera; Homoscleromorpha; Homosclerophorida; Plakinidae
Exons: 2
Coding region: 42-890 (282 amino acids)
Source: RefSeq, a predicted model, not a curated record